Molecule: messenger RNA, 3314 nt
Organism: Schistocerca gregaria
Lineage: Eukaryota; Metazoa; Arthropoda; Insecta; Orthoptera; Acrididae
Exons: 3
Coding region: 609-3194 (861 amino acids)
Molecular function (GO): endo-1,3(4)-beta-glucanase activity
Source: RefSeq, a predicted model, not a curated record
CACAGAUUUUUGGUUUGUCUAGUGAACAGGCGUUUCAUAGUUAUUAGAAGUAAGCACAAGACUGUAUAAAUCUGGAUGGAGGUGUGGUUAAAUCAGACAGGUUAUUUUUUAAGUUUAAUCAAGGAAUCCAUAUAUGUUACAAGUUAUGUAAAAUACAGGAAUGCAUUGAACGUAUUUGGAGUUAAUUUCUGGAUUAUGAUGGCUAUUUUGAAGACAUAUUUUCAAUUCAAGAAAAUACAGUUUUUUUAGAAUUGCGGAAUUCUUUCGAUAGAUUAAGCAAACGUUUAAAUUACUAUAGACAUAUGGUUAAUUUGAACGGAUAUGUUACACGAUGGCGUUCAUUUUGCGUGUAUUGUUUCUGGAAAUUCGAACUUGGGCGUGAGUAUCGAAUUUAUGAAAAUAUGAUAAAUAUUUGGAUUCUUAGUGAUUUUGUUAAAAAAUGGAUAGUUUAUUACGUUCUAUGGAUAAAUUUGCACAACUCAGUAAGUAAUCGUUAAAUUUGGUGAAUUUACUCCAAUAUCAAGUCUUCGUGUAUUCAUCUAUUUUAAUCUAGAGUUUUUUUUACAUGUAAUCUUAUCCUCGUAGAAGAUAGAUUCACUUGUUUCACCAUGCCCUCGAAAAUUUUCCUGUUGAUUUUACUACUUUUAAAUAUCUCAUGUGGGAGUAUAUUGUGCCACCGUGGACCAUCGGAAAAACCAAUUUCCACGGUUGAGCCACCAUAUGAGAAAACAGAGCACCCAAUGCCUCCUUUACUGGAUUUGUGGGGAAAGGCUAGAGAAAACUAUCCAACCAAUGCUCAUUGGACAAAUUUUGUUUUGGAAGGUGGAGAGAAUUUGCCAGCGGCACCUUUGCCAUAUGUGACGAACGCGUAUAAUGAUGGGCCUGUUUUGAGUUAUCCAAAACUAAAUUGCGACUCUGCGGCGUGUUUUGGAUUUCCCACGCUUGAUAUCAAAGCAGGUGCUUCAGAAAUUACGGAGGCGUCUUCUCAUUAUGUGGCAGAUUAUGAUGAACUUUCUCUGACAAUGCAAUGGUCACCAUCUUCGUAUAGCAGCACGAGAAGGAGUUCCAACUCGAAUGAUAAGAUGAGGUCUGACUUGAAUGAUAGGAUGAGGUCUAACUCGAAUGAUAGGAUGAGGUCUAACUCGAAUGAUAGGAUGAGGUCUAACUCGAAUGACAGGAUGAGGUCUAACUCGAAUGACAGGAUGGGGUAUAACAUGAAUAGACGUAGUGGAGCUAAUGCUUAUAACAGCAACAGAUUCAACAGCAAUGGUCUUGAGUAUCCAUAUGUGUUGGAGGAUCCUAACAGAUACGAUUCGAGCUUACCGAUAGACAUUUGUUCAUCGUCACCGAACCCCCCAGCACCAGCGCCGGCGCCAACGCCAUCACCGACACCAGCACCAACGCCAUCACCAACGCCAGCACCAACGCCAUCACCAACGCCAGCACCAACCCCAGUACCAACCCCGGUACCAACGCCAUCACCGACACCAUCACCGACACCAUCACCGACACCAGCACCAACUCCUGGUGGAGGAGAUGAUGCGAAUGUUGUCCGUGGAAUUCCAGAUGGCCUUUUAACUGCACAUAUGGUUUAUGGUUCUCCAUAUGUAACAGUGAAGUAUGGAGGACUUACUCCAGUAUUCAGUUCUCCUAAUUCUAUUGUCAAGCUUAAUGAUCAGGAUUCGGAAAAGUCCUUCACUGGUACCAGGUUUACGGUAGAGGUCAAUACGGGAAAUCGUUACAUCAUCUAUGCCUUGAACGGUCCUGUUACUUUGAACUGGGAAGGCAACAACUUGAACUCUCAGGGCAAAUAUAGCGGUGUUUUCCGUUUGGCAGUUGCCAAUUCGGAUGAUGUAGAAAAACUGCUGGAUGAGCAUAUUACUCCUUAUCCAAUUGCUGGUAGCGUUUCAACUAGUUUUUCGGGUGAUGAAGGUAGAAUCGUGUUUGACUGGAUUACUGAAGGCGAUGGAGAUGCUAAUAAUUUACUCAUGUUGACGCUGCCUCAUCAUCGUCAGUGCCUGGAGAACAAGAACUUUUUGCAGCCUAAAUGGUCGUCUAUCAAAGGUGACAUGCUUGGCAUAUUAGGGUCACAAUGGGUGCUGGUUGAAAAGUUGACAACCAUUGAGUUCCGAGCGCCACGAGGGAUUAGUGAGGACAAGUUGGCUGACGUUAAGGCAGCAGUAGUAGACGAUUUGGCAGAAGUUCCUAUUCCAACUGACACAUAUUCAUUCGGCAAAGUAUCAGCACGAUAUGCACGACUCGCUCUUAUCGCAGAUGAAGUUGGAGAUACCAACUCUCUUAAUGAAUAUUUGAGUCGACUAGAGACUAUCUUGACUCCUUGGUUCAGCAGUAGCGGCACGAACAACCUGUUGUAUGAUACCAGUUGGGGUGGUAUCAUUUCUCAAUUGGGAAAGAAUGAUUCAGGAGCAGAAUACGGUCAGGGCUGGUAUAACGAUCAGCACUUUCACUGGGGUUAUUAUCUUUAUUCAUCAGCAGUUUUGGCGAAAUUCAAACCGGAAUGGGGCAAUCAGUACAAGGAAGCAGUUAACACGUUGGCAAGAGCCAUUGCCAAUCCAUCACCAGAUGACAAAUAUUUCGUUACUACUCGUUAUAAGGAUUGGUAUGUUGGGCAUUCAUGGGCAUCAGGUUUGUUCCCGUUCGGCGAUGCGAAAAAUCAGGAAUCCACAUCUGAGUCGGUUAACGGAUAUUAUGGUCUUUAUCUGUGGGGUUUGGCAAUCAAUGAUGAACAUAUUAAGAAUUGGGGUCGUCUUUUGAUGGCAACAGAAAUACGCUCUAGCAAGUUAUACUGGCAAAUUUCUUCAGAGGAGGACAGUGUCUACCUACCUCCUUUCAAUAAGCACACCUGUGUUGGAAUUGUAUGGUGUACCAAGGUUGACUACGCCACUUGGUUCGGUAUUGAGGUCGAGUACAUUCAUGAGAUUCAACAGCUUCCGUUCACCCCCAUAAGUGAAGAGCUGUUGACUCAAGAUUGGAUCAGAGUUGAAUACCCGGAUGUGGCGACGGCGUUAACAAGGAGUGACCCCGUCAUUCAAGAGGGCUGGAAGGGAUUCAUUUUUAUGACCCAAUCUAUUAUAGAUAAGCAAGGUGCCUGGAAUAACGCCAAAAGCUUAACUUCUUAUGACAACGGGAACUCUAAAUCGAAUACUUUAUACUUUAUUGCCACACGACCAUAGGCAUAAUAUCUGUCAUGUUUCAGAUUCUACCGUGUUGCCAUAGUAUUAAAGUUUUUCAUGUAUGGCACAUUGAGCAAAUAAAAUUUUAUUUUUUCGGUAGUUAAAAUACCAAAAACCUGA